AUGAAGAUCACCGACAACCACGACGGCUUGGAAUCCGAGAUGGACAACGACGACUACAACGCUGUGCAGUAUUUCGACGGUGCUGACGACGAGCUCACGACGGAUGUCGAUCAGGACAAAGUCGACAAGGAAACUAGCCUCUUGCCCGGAUCACCAGCUCGUGCGCUGGAGUUUCGUCCUAAGCGUGGCGGAGGCAACAAUGGCCGUGUUGAUGGACGUGGUGCAAGACGUGGAGGCAGAGGCGGUCGUGCUUUGGUCUCUUGGGCGCGCCGUGGACGUACUAUUUCACAACACCAGGUUACCAUUGAGCGUCCACUCGAGUUUGGGACCGAAAUUGUGGUCUUAAAGGCCAAGGGCGAAACAAACAGUCAUGUGUCCAAGACUCAAUUUGACCAUGCAGUCAAGCUGAUCGACCAUGGAACUUACGACAUCGUCAAGGACUGCGAGGGUGUCAGCAUCAGACAUUAUAAUUUCGAAGUUCAUCGCUCCAUCGUCCGCUUCUUCGACUAUUGGAUCCACUAUCACGACAGCCAGGAUGCCCACGCCGCUAUCGAGUAUGCUCUCGAGAGGAAGAAGAGAAUCGACAUCAACAACCUCAAGCCCAAGCUCAGUGCUGAAAGUGGAUGGAGCUCCAUUUGGAGCUCCAUAUGGAUAAUCCAUAAUUCCAAAUGGAGUGGAAGGAGACCUUAA
Aureobasidium melanogenum CBS 110374 is the source of this 690-nucleotide messenger RNA. RefSeq lists its product as uncharacterized. NCBI's taxonomy places the organism in Eukaryota, Fungi, Ascomycota, Dothideomycetes, Dothideales, Saccotheciaceae. The record is from RefSeq and is a predicted model, not a curated record. The transcript is spliced from 2 exons. Bases 1 to 690 code for a protein of 229 amino acids.